This is a messenger RNA of Cajanus cajan (pigeon pea), 1276 nucleotides long. RefSeq lists its product as uncharacterized. The record is from RefSeq and is a predicted model, not a curated record. NCBI's taxonomy places the organism in Eukaryota, Viridiplantae, Streptophyta, Magnoliopsida, Fabales, Fabaceae. Gene Ontology annotation, molecular function: protein binding.
CCUCCCUCCCACACCAAGGUCAAGCUCAUGUGCAGCUACGGCGGCCGCAUCCAGCCCCGCCCUCACGACAACCACCUCACCUACGUCGGCGGCGACACCAAGAUCCUCUCCGUCGACCGCCACGUCAAGUUCCCCGCCCUCCUCGCCAAGCUCUCCUCCCUCGCCAACGCCCCCUCCCUCCUCAAGUACCAGCUCCCCGGCGAAGACCUCGACGCCCUCAUCUCCGUCACCAACGACGACGACCUCCACCACAUGAUGCUCGAAUACGACCGCCUCCACCACCGCUCCUCCCCGCGCCCCGCCCGCCUCCGCCUCUUCCUCUUCCCUCUCCACUCCUCCUCCACCGCCGCCGCCGCAUUCUCCGCCGCGGACUCCAACCCCGACCGACAGUGGUUCGUCGACGCUCUCAACUCCGUCCAGCUUCCUCUCCUGGAAGGCUCCUCGCCGCCGCCGCCGCCGCCGAAUCCCGAUUUCCUCUUCGGAUUGGACAAGCCGACGCCGGAGGACGCUCCGCCGAAGGAGAAUUCAACUGCGGAGUUCGAAGAGAAUCGCCAAGCGGUUAGAGAAACCCUACCCGAACCCGAACCCGAGAUUAGGAACUUGCAAAUCGGGAACAAUAAUAACGAGCAGCGGAAAAUAAAUAACGAGGAGAGCGCUAACGGCAGGGCUUACGGCGUUAACCAAAAGAACGCGGAGAGCGUGACGCCGUUAGUGGCGCAUUCGCACGCGCAAGUGGUGCAUCCCGGAACGGUGUCGUUUCUGCAAGACAGGAAUAACGGGGGUUAUUCGCUGGCCAUGCCCACCUCGGGGAACGAGAUUUAUCUCAUUCAGACGCCUUCUGGAAUGUUCCAAGCAGUGCGGCCUGUUACCGGACCGGUGGGUCAACCGGUUUAUUUUGUCCACGCGCCCGGUUCAGUUCGUUACAGUGGUUCCGAGGCUGCAUCGGCGCCGGAGCACGGGUUCUCGGCGGCGGGUCGCGGCGGCGCGCGGUGGUGAUAUAGGAAUGAAGGUCUUUGAUUUGUUCGUUUUUUUGUUUUGGUACAGUGCGGGGUGAUAUUGGUUUUCAUUUUUGAUUGUGUGGGAUUAUAUUGGUUUGUUUUGGACAUUGUUUCUUGUGCAUAGGUGCGUCAUAGUGAAGAAGGGAUUCAGGAAUUGUUUUUGAGUUGAGAGUCUAAUUAGUACUUUCAAAUCAGUAUAUUGCUUUUUGUGUCAGUGAUCUAUUGACUAAUUGUCUCCCUUAUUCUUUCAGGAUUAUUCUUUUUGAGUUCCAUAAUUC